AUGUCCUGUAUUAUAUAAUUAACCAAUAGAGCAAAGCGAUCCUUAUCACAGAAUCCUACUCGAUAGCCUCCUCAUAAAAUUAUAUUGCCUAAACUCUUUGUGGAGAGAGAAAGAGCAAUAUCCCUUGAUAGACGUACCCAAAAUAAGAAAGUUAUUUCGAACUCACCUAAACCCUUUAUACAUUCUCCUAAAUUAAUUGCUAAGUCAGCUUAAACAGAAUUUAAUCAUUUGAAAUUGUCAUAGUGCUCCAAACAAUCUGUUGUUUUAGAAGGCAAACAAUUUAAAAAUACCAUAAGUAGAAAACUCAGAUAAUUACCCAUAAAUUCAAAUGACUUUUGUUAAGCUGGUUUUGAAACUAGUGACACAGAAUUUGAUGAUUUUUCUUUAGAAGCAUAUCUUAAAAGAUAAUGA
Paramecium tetraurelia is the source of this 411-nucleotide messenger RNA. RefSeq lists its product as uncharacterized. Lineage: Eukaryota; Ciliophora; Oligohymenophorea; Peniculida; Parameciidae. The transcript is spliced from 2 exons. The record is from RefSeq and is a predicted model, not a curated record.